Messenger RNA from Cicer arietinum (chickpea), 2348 nucleotides. RefSeq lists its product as uncharacterized. NCBI's taxonomy places the organism in Eukaryota, Viridiplantae, Streptophyta, Magnoliopsida, Fabales, Fabaceae. The record is from RefSeq and is a predicted model, not a curated record.
AUAAAAACCAAAGAUUCUCGAGUUUUUGUUUCAAACACCCCUGCUUUUUAAACAUUAGCUUAUCCUUUUUUUGUUUUUUGUUUUAAUUCUUUUUCUAUGAAUUUGAGUCCCUUUUGUCUCAUUUGCUUGUUCUUCUGAUGUGGUCACGGACUCCAUCCUAAAGAUAUUGCAAAACUCAUUCUCUGUGCUUAAGCAAUAAUAUGACCUUUAGAGCAAAUACUCUUUAGUUUCUUUGUUGAUACCAAUUUCAGUUAGUUACUCUUCUGAUAACCCUUUGAUGCAUGGUUGAUUUUGUUUCAUAGAAAGUUGAAGGAAAUUUCAUGUAACAAAAAGGGUUAUUUGCUUAAAGCAGAUAACAACUAAAGUUGUUAUCUUUUUGUAUUUUCAUUUUCUCAGCUUUCACUUAGGAAAGUGAAAGUGAAGAUUGCAAAGGAAAAAGAAAAUGGAGCCUUUUAAGAAUGUAGUUGAUGUGUAAAGCUAGAAAGGAGAAGAAGACCGAAAAAAGAAAGAGAAAAAGAAAGAAAAAAAGCAUUAUUAAGGGUAAUAGAAUAUGCCAACAGUGUGGUUUUCUCUGAAGAAGUCACUACAUUGCAAAUCAGAACCUUCAGAUGUUCAUGACCCAAAAACAAGGAAAAAUUUAAGCACAAUAUUAACAAAAAGAGGAGGAAGAUCAGGUUGUUCAAGGUCAAUAGCAAAUCUAAAAGAUGUUAUCCAUGGAAGCAAAAGACAUCUUGAAAAGCCACCAAGUUGCAGUCCAAGAUCUAUAGGUAGUAGUGAGUUUCUCAACCCUAUAACACAUGAAGUUAUUUUGAGCAACUCAAGGUGUGAGCUUAAAAUAACUGGUUAUGGUGGAUUUCAAGAAGGGGUUGGUAAUAACAAUGCUAGUGGUAGUGGUAGUAGUGGUUCUUCAACUUAUGUUGGUACUUUAAGACCUGGAACUCCUGGUCCUGGAGGACACCCUACAAUGCAUUACUUUAACCCUUCUUUUAGGACUUCUUCCACUCCUCCAAGGAAAUCUCCUUUCCUUUUAUCAUCAGAAAAAGAAGGUUCUGGUAAUUUUCAUGGUGGUGGAAUUCAUUCUAGUAAUAGAAUGUCCCUUGAAACAGAUACUAAUGGUUCUUCAACUAUCACUUGUCACAAAUGUGGUGAACAGUUUAACAAAUGGGAAGCUGCUGAAGCUCACCAUCUCUCCAAGCAUGCUGUGACUGAACUUGUGGAAGGAGAUUCAUCAAGGAAAAUAGUGGAGAUAAUAUGCAGAACAAGUUGGUUAAAGUCAGAAAAUCACUGUGGUAGAAUUGAGAGAGUUUUGAAGGUCCACAACAUGCAAAAGACAUUAGCUAGAUUUGAAGAGUAUAGAGAGAUGGUAAAAAUCAAAGCAAGCAAACUCCAAAAGAAACAUCCUAGGUGUCUUGCUGAUGGAAAUGAGCUAUUAAGGUUCUAUGGAACAACUGUUUCCUGUUCUCUUGGUCUCAAUGGUUCUUCAAGUCUUUGCCUAUCAGAAAAAUGUUGUGUUUGUAGAAUUAUAAGGAAUGGUUUUUCUGCUAAGAAUGAGUUGAAAGGUGGCAUAGGAGUUUUCACAACAUCCACAAGUGGAAGAGCUUUUGAAUGUAUAGAGAUUCUUGAUGAUGAACCAUCACUUAGAAAGGCACUGAUAGUUUGCAGAGUAAUUGCUGGUAGGGUUCAUAGGCCUCUAGAGAACAUUCAAGAAAUGGCAUCACAAACUGGGUUUGAUUCAUUGGCUGGAAAAGUAGGUCUUUAUUCAAAUAUUGAGGAGCUUUAUCUGCUUAAUCCUAGAGCUCUUCUUCCUUGUUUUGUGGUCAUUUGCAAACCAUGAACCCAAAAAAGGAUCAAAGUCAAAAUGUAACAUCCCAGACUCGGACUUGCUGACUCUGUCCACAAAUCAACACAAGUCUUUUUUAGAAGGUUUUGUCCUCAGUUACACGACUUUGAGAAACUUCCCAGAAGAUCAUUCAUCCCAUAACUUUUCGCCUUUUGGUAGCUGCACGUACGGGAUGGAUGACAUUUUAAGAAGUUUCUCCGAACUCUCGUGUGAGUGAGGACCAAAUAUAUUGAAAAGGUUCGUGUUGGUUUGUAGGGACGGUCGACAAUUCUGAAAGUAGUCCAUAGUCCGGGACAUUACUCAAAAUGUCUUACAUAUUGUGUAGUUUUAUGAUCCACCACCAACCACCUAUUUUGGCCUUUCUACGGAGGUUCUUUGCCCUACAUCUUUUGAAGAAUUUUGAUUUUUUUUUUUUAAGUCAUUUGAGCUUGUUCAUGUUAAUUGUAUGAACCUCUUAUUCAUACACUUGUAUUUUUCUUAAUGACAGUGAAUAUUUUUAUUUUGUACA